Molecule: messenger RNA, 1241 nt
Organism: Musa acuminata subsp. malaccensis (wild Malaysian banana)
Lineage: Eukaryota; Viridiplantae; Streptophyta; Magnoliopsida; Zingiberales; Musaceae
Biological process (GO): intracellular signal transduction
Molecular function (GO): protein serine/threonine kinase activator activity
Source: RefSeq, a predicted model, not a curated record
AUGUCCUUCUUCUUCAAGCCGUCGUCGCAGUCCAAGCCGGACCCGGCGGAGCUCGCCGGGGCCAUCAAGGAGAGCUUCCUCUCUCUCGACACCACCACCAUCGCGAAGGCUCUUGAAGAAGUCGAAAAGAAUGUCCUUUCCAUGAGGCAAAUGCUUUCAGGGGAUGCAGAAACCGAACCAAAUCAAGAUCAUAUUUCACAGUUGGUUGUUGAAAUAUGCAAAGGGGAUGUUCUUGCUCUAUUCAUUCAUAAGUUGCCAACUUUGAGUUGGGAAGCCAGAAAAGAUUUGAUGCACUGUUGGUCCAUUUUAUUAAGGCAUAACGUUGAUUCUAGAUAUUGUUGUGUGGAAUAUAUUGAGAAUCAUUUGGAACUUUUGGACUUCCUCAUUAUCUGUUACAACAACAAAGAGAUUGCGUUGAGCUGUGGUAACAUGCUGAGGGAGUGCAUCAAAUAUCCAACUCUUGCAAAAUGUAUCCUGGAAUCAAGGAGCUUUGAAUUAUUUUUCAAAUAUGUGGAAUUGCCAACAUUUGAUAUUGCUUCGGAUUCUCUUGCUACCUUCAAGGACUUACUUACGAAACAAGAAAUGAUAGUCUCUCAGUUUUUGAGUUCACAUUACGUUCAGUUCUUUGAGCUUUAUGAAAAGCUAUUGACAUCUCCUAACUAUGUAACAAGAAGACAAUCCUUGAAGAUUCUCUCGGAUUUCCUUUUGGAACCCCAAAAUUUGCAAAUAAUGAAGCGCUACAUUUUAGAAGUUCGGUUCUUGCAUAUUAUGAUGGCAUUACUAAAGGACACAAGCAAAAAUAUCCAGAUUUCUGCCUUCCACAUUUUCAAGGUAUUUGUUGCUAAUCCGAAUAAGCCACGGGAAAUUAUUGAGGUUUUGAUAGACAAUCAUGACGAGCUGUUGAUGUCACUGCAAAAUCUUCCCAUGAGCAAAGGUGAAGAUGAUCAAUUUGAAGAGGAGAAAGAUUUAAUCAUCAAGGAGAUUGAAGAACUUUGCAAUCUAUCGAAGGCCACGACGUCAUAGAAUGAUACCUCAUAUCCUCGAUUGCUGAGGUGGAUCUCACUCGUAUCGCCCACCAUCAUUGUGGUCGGAGGCCUAGUGUGAUCUGACAUGCAGCUCCGCAUUGGAUCCUAUCAAUUCUUGCAAUCACAAGACAGAUGUUAUAUGCGACAGGUAAAAUAUCUCUCUCCCUCCGCGGCUAUACCGUUGCUAACAUGAUCCAUCAAACCAUAGUUUGAAGA